AUGCCACUCACUCCGCUGUCGUUCUUGCCAGAUGAGCCUGUUGCUGGUGCAGCUGAAAGAGAGAAGCAGAAUGCGAUACAGAAGGGCAAAAGCGAGGCCGAGGAGCUGCCGCCAGUUAUUUUUGAGUCACAGAUGUGUGUUGCAGAACGUCUGACAGUGUGCGGGGACAUGUCUGAGGACGCUCAUCUUCAACACUGUGAGGAUAUCCCUCAAACUUCCAGGGAAACUGACCCGCUGUCAUCGUUCUCAUGCACAUUGCUAGAACUGGAUGAGAACAAGGGGCUGAUACCGCGAUUGCGAAAGCUUGGUGUGAAGCUGCCGAAGAUGCGAAAGAAAGCGUCUGAUUUUGUAUUUUUACGAAUUCUUGGAGAAGGAGCAUAUAGUACGGUAUAUCUCGCACGCGAGCUCCGCGGUGGACAAACACUAGCCGUUAAAGUGGUUCAAAAGGAUUUUGUCAUUCGACACCAGAAACUGGACGCAACCAUUCGAGAAAAGCACGUGUUGGCUUCGCUCAGCUAUGAACGCGGUGGACAUCCGUUUGUAACUCGACUUUACUGCACAUUUCAUGAUCCGGAAAGAUUAUGUAGGUUUCAUUCUACCAUUAGUUCUAUUACCGCUCCGUAUUGCUUCAAGCUCUGCUUCUCUGGUUUCUGA
Ostertagia ostertagi is the source of this 654-nucleotide messenger RNA. The record is from the annotation of a GenBank genome assembly. NCBI's taxonomy places the organism in Eukaryota, Metazoa, Nematoda, Chromadorea, Rhabditida, Trichostrongylidae.